Messenger RNA from Linum trigynum, 4148 nucleotides. Lineage: Eukaryota; Viridiplantae; Streptophyta; Magnoliopsida; Malpighiales; Linaceae. The record is from the annotation of a GenBank genome assembly.
GGCCGUGCACCCUGGCCGUGCGAGAGGGCUGAAGUUCGACUAAAUGACACGCUGCGUUUUGUGUUGCACGGCCAGAAUGGUGAUAUGCACGGCCGUGCACCCUGGCCGUGCGAGUCGGGAUUUCCUGGUUUUAAGCCAAAUUCCGAACCAAAGAAGGGGGAUUCGAGUUUUUGAGAGAGAGAUCAGUUCCUAGAGAGAGAAAGUGACGAGCAAGAGUUCCCAAGUGCCCUAGAUUGAUCUUCAACACCAUUGGAGGCCAGCUUGAGCUUGGAGAAGUGCCAAUCAACGUCCAGAAGCAGGAAUCCAUCCUUUGCAGUAUGAAUUCCGUGUCUGAUUCUGCUUUUGCUUUCUUCUCUAUGGAGUAGUUCUCCCAUUCAUCUGGGUAUGGAGAACCCUAGAUUUGUAUGUUAGGCUUUGAUUGUAUGAACCCAAGUACUGAUUCUGUGAUUGAUUAUAUUCGAUUGAGGUUUUAAUGAUUGAAUGACUUGAAUCCUGAUCAAAUUCCUGUUGUUUCUGCUUUAACCUAGAAUGAGAAUAUCUGCCUAGGUUAAUAGAGUAUCCUUGAUUGAAGGUAGGGAGUUAGUGACUUUAGUCGAGGAACCAACUCACUAUUCUGUACCGGAUUUACUCCGGUAGUGGAGGUUUUGUUCUUAGGGCCUCAAUCUGUCGACUCCGGUGGAGGUUAGUCGCCCGCUAGAGAGUCAGAUUGAGAGGGUCUGAAGACCUUUAGUCGAGACUUCAGGCUGUUUAAGAACCUUCCGCAGUAUAACUGUCAUAGAAACUGAACUUGGUAAUUACAAUCCGGCUUAACUGCAGUCUAGGGGGAACCAUAUCCGGGUGACCUCUCUUAACCUGAAUACAACCAGUUUACUUGCUUUGUUUGUUUGGUAGUUUAGACUUGCACUCCAGUUUUAUUGCUAGAUAACAAGAACUCACUGAGUAGUCAGCAAAUCUAGGACCCGGGUUGAUAAUUAAACCUAAACCCGCUAUACUACGCUUUAGGAAGUGGUUACACUUGGCCAAUUCCUGGAGUGACAGUAGAGUCGAGUCAAUGCUCCUGACCCUGAGUUGGGAGAGGAUGUCACCAUUUGGGGCUUGGAGAAGGAUGGAAGGUUCAGCCUGAAGUCAGCAUACAGGCUGGUUGCUGACAUAGAGGAACAGAAGGAUGAUGGAAGAUGGAAAGCUGUUUGGAAGUGGAGAGGGCCAAGCAGGAUCAAACACUUCCUUUGGAUGGCAACCCAUGAGCGCCUCCUCACCAACAAAGAGAGGGAGAAAAGGAAGCUGACAACUUGCAACUUGUGCAACCACUGUAAUGAAGAAGAAGAAACAAUAGAGCACAUUCUCAGGAAGUGCAAAAAAGCUAAGAGCAUUUGGGAAACGUUUCAGAACAAGGAGUCUACUGUGAGUAGAAGCCUAAACUUCACUGAUUGGCUGCUACACAACAUCAAGUGUGAUGAAACUGCCACAGAGUUUGGGAUCAUCUGUUGGCAACUUUGGAAGCAAAGAAAUGAAGAGGUGAUGGAAGGGUGUGCAUUCAUGAAAGAGAGUGUCACAGCUAAAAUCAAAGCAUGGUUCAAUAUAGUGAAUCAAGCUCAAGCCAACCAGCAGAAGACAGCAGGUUUUGUCCCAAAGAAGAGAACCCCCUGUGAUGUUGGAUGGGAACCGCCAGAGGAAGGAUGGAUUCAACUACAAUCUGAUGGCUCCUUUCAUGCUCAGAGUGGGAAAGCAGCAGCAGGAGGUUUGUUCAGGGAUCACCUAGGUAGAUGUUUGGGCGCCUAUGUGUGUAACUUUGGACGAUGCUCAAUCACUGCUGCUGAGCUGCGAGGAAGCUUGGAGGGUUUGAGGAUUGCUUGGAAGGCAGGCUACAGGAAGAUCGUUCUGCACAGCGACUCUACCACUGCCAUUAAUAUCAUUAAACACAGAAAUGAUGAUGUGCAUCGCCAUGGUUCAACUGCCAGGCAUUUGAGCUUUAUUUUGGAUCGACAAUGGGAGGUUAGAGUGUCCCAUGUAUAUAGAGAAGCGAACUAUGCGGCUGAUUACUUGGCCAACAAGGCUCAUGAUUUUGAUUUUGGCACACAUCAUUUCAAUGUGUGUGAUAGGGACUUGAUUAGGUGGAUCAACCAUGAUGUAAUGGGAAUCUCCCAUGAAAGAGCUAUUAUUAAUAUGAAUUAGACGCUCGACGUCUGUCGUUUUACCAAAAAAAAAAAAGUUGGACAAAAAAGAGUGUGAAAUAAAAAGGGUUUGCACCAAAAUUAGGGUUUUGUCACUUUCAGCAAUUGGGAGGUGUUUGUAGUUUGUACUGUAAAACAUUGAUGGAUGAAUGAAUCCAUCAAUUUGCAAGUGUAUGGGAAAAUGGUUGUAACUGUUUGUAAAUUGCGUUUAUGGGUCCCUCCAUUUUGGAGGGUUUUUUUUUGCAUCUCUUUGUCGUUUCCCUAUUUUAUUUGCACAACAAAGUAAGAGGUUGAGGAGGAGAUUAGUCCCUCCAUUUUUGUGGUUUUCGUUUUCUUUUCCUCCUUGUCGUUCUGCCCGUUUUAUGUGCAUGAUAACAAAGUAGAGGAGAUUUAAAGCAAGGUAGGUAUGGACGGGAAAAAGGUUAACAACAAAUUUAAGCAUAUGGGACAGAAUCAAAUGAAAAGAUUAAAUAGAUCAUAUCUAACCAAGAGUUGAAUUGUAUAGCCUUUACCAAAAGCGUAUUUAUUAGAAUCACUCGUUUAUAUAGAAUUUUGAAUGAUAAGUUCAAGGUGUGAAUAAGGCUAGCAGAGCUCACUAAAUAGGCUUGAAGGAGAUGUGUAUGGACGGAACACUUUAGGGUUUUAGUAGUUCAUAUUAUUGUAAGACUAAGGGCAGGCACCAAACUUCCAAGCAUAACCCCUUUACCAACAUUCAACUCCGGUUGUUCUUCAUAUUCAUGAAAACACUUUUAAGUAAAACGGUCCAAGCCAAUCAAGGGCGAGAUCGUAUUCAAGAUUAUCGUAUGUAUUUUGACCUACAUAGACACAUAGGUCACAAGACAAUAUGUAUCAUAAAGAGAAAGUGAAAUGCUACCCUUUGCUGAUGGUUGUGGGCUUGGUGGCCAACUUCCUGGCCUUCUUUUACGUUUCAGCAUGUAUUGUUACUUUCUUCAUUGUUGUCUUCGAAAUGUUAGUCUUUUUUUGACACUUCACUGUUUGCUCAUCCUCUUUCACUGUUAUAUAGUCAUCUUAUCAUGCCAGCCACAAAUAUUUCUCGGUGAGCAUUUCAUCAACUCUUACAGGGUAAAUUGACUAGGAGAGCUAGAAGAAGAUUUGGCAAAGAGAGAGUGAACUGAUCAUCUCAGAGGCAAAGGCAAAUGAUAGAGCGAUGACAACAAUUGUGAAGACAAAGAUGACGUUUCCGACGAUAAUAACGAUAAUACCUCUUUACCACUAAUUUGCACAAACACUUAACUCGUGAAAAGUUGAAUACAUGACUUGAAAUUGUAGGUAGGAGCAACCUCUUGUGGAUGUUGUCUUCUUUCCGUUACAAGAAAAACAACCCUAACCCACUAAAAACUUUCUAUUCACGAACCGAGUAAAAACCUUGUUGAAAUGACCCAUCACCUAAACAAAAAGACAACGAUGAAGUGAAAAUGAUGGAACCCUUUUUGUCUUCAUGUAAAUGUGUUCCUGUGGUGCAACAAAAACUAAGGAGCUCAGCAGUAUUGAAACUUUCAAACUCAGGGAUCGCCCAAGAUCGAUAGUCACUUUCAUCUCCUCCAUUGAAGAGGUCGACUGGCCACAACUCCCCAAAUCGAAAGGAACAAAACAGAGGAAAAAUAAAAACGUCACGAACCAAGAUUUGCACAAUGCCACAGAGAAAACAUUCACUUAACCCAGCUCAGCUGCCGCCUUGGCGAAUCAUAGUAGCCAAGCCCGGCAUGUGUGGUCUUAGAUUUUGUCUUCCUUUGACCGUAUAGGGGAAAAAUUCUUUGAGAGAUGUUGUAUAAGAACAAUUAUAAUUUCUAUCAAGUAACAUACUCUUUCUGUCUUAAUUAAAAUGAACACAAAUCUCUCAUUUCAUAAGGGAUCGUUAUGAUAUUAAAUAAAAAUAUAUAAUGAGAGAGUAUAUAUCCAGCUUUAUAACUCGGUCGGGACAUCUUCGACAUUUCCUGAUAAAUAUGAGGUAUGACA